AUGUCGAACCUUGAGCACACCAAGAAAACUUACACUCUCAACACGGGUGAUAAGAUCCCCGCUGUUGGCUUGGGCACAUGGCAGAGCGGUCCUAACCAGGUUAGAGAGGCCGUCAAGAAUGCCCUUCUGAAGGGUUACCGCCAUAUCGACACUGCCCUCGCCUACGGCAACGAGGCUGAGGUCGGUCAGGGUAUCAAGGACUCUGGGGUCCCUCGCGAGGAGAUCUGGAUCACGACCAAGCUCAACAACACCUGGCACCACCGCGUCGCCGAGGGCAUUGACUCUUCUCUCAAGAGCCUUGGCGUGGACUAUGUCGACCUUUACCUUGUUCACUGGCCCUGCGCGACCGACCCCAACGACACCUCGAAGCAUCUUCCCGACUGGGACUUCAUCAAGACCUGGCAAGAGAUGCAGAAGCUGCCCGCCACCGGCAAGGUCCGUAACAUCGGUGUUUCCAACUUCGGCAUCAAGAACCUGGAGAAGCUUCUGAACGACCCCAGCACCAAGAUCAUCCCCGCUGUUAACCAGAUUGAGUUGCACCCCAACAACCCCUCCCCCAAGUUGGUCGCCUACAACACCUCGAAGGGCAUCCACUCCACCGGUUACUCUUGCCUCGGCUCGACGAACUCUCCUCUCUACAAGGAUCAGACCCUGUUGGACCUUGCCGAGAAGAAGGGCAAGACCCCCCAGCAGGUCCUGCUGGUGUGGGGCUUGAACAAGGGCUGGAGCGUCAUUCCCAAGUCGGUCAGCAAGGAGCGCAUCGACGCCAACUUCGAGCUCGACGGCUGGGACCUGACUGAGGAGGAGGUCAACCAGCUGGACAACUUGAAGGAUCGCUUCAAGGUUUGCGGAGACAGCUGGCUCCCUGUCAAGGUGUUCUUCGGAGAUGACGAAUGA
Aspergillus aculeatus ATCC 16872 is the source of this 897-nucleotide messenger RNA. It is a transcript of the gene gcy1, whose product is annotated as putative glycerol dehydrogenase Gcy1. Lineage: Eukaryota; Fungi; Ascomycota; Eurotiomycetes; Eurotiales; Aspergillaceae. The transcript is spliced from 4 exons. Bases 1 to 897 code for a protein of 298 amino acids. The record is from RefSeq and is a predicted model, not a curated record. Gene Ontology annotation, molecular function: aldose reductase (NADPH) activity. Gene Ontology annotation, cellular component: cytosol.